This is a messenger RNA of Rotaria socialis, 285 nucleotides long. The record is from the annotation of a GenBank genome assembly. NCBI's taxonomy places the organism in Eukaryota, Metazoa, Rotifera, Eurotatoria, Philodinida, Philodinidae.
AUGUGUAUCUCUCAGAAUAAGCCGGUCAAAGAUCCAGCAAAGGACAUCAAUCACUUAAAGCUCGAAAAUACACGUUUAACAAAUGAACUUGAAGCAUUGAAAAUGGAAAUGGAAUCAAUGAGAAAGACAAUUGAUGCUUUCAUCGUUGACAUGAAUACACAAGCCGAUGUUAAACUCAAAUUAGAACAGGAAGUGGAAGACUUGAAAAAAGAAUUAGUUGAUGCUCGUGAACAUCGAUUUACAGACGAUGAUUCUAUCAAUCCAGGAUCCCAAUGCAACAAAUAA